AUGUAUUGUAACCAAACUCAAACAUAUUCGUUAGUAUUUCUAUCUCAAUUACCAACAUUCGGCCUAAUUGGUUUAAUUUGUAUUGGUAUCACAUUAUAUUUUUCUUACAUUUUAUCAUCAAUUAUUUACCAUAGACGUUAUUCGUCAUUUCAUCUUAUUUCAUUGUACAUUAUUUUGUCUAAAAUUGGUUUAUUUUGUCUACUUUUAACGCCAAUUACUUUUAUAUUUCGUCCAAACUUCAUUGUAUGUUUAGUACAAACAUUAUCAAUUCAAAUCAUUCCAUUUGUAACCUUCGUCUCUUUUAAUCUCUAUUUUAUUCAUAAAUGGUUAACGAAAUGGUCAUUAUCGUCAUCAUUGAAAAUGCGUUUAACAUAUAUAAGUGUAAUAACAAUCGGAUUUUUAUGUGCGAUAGUUCAAUCAUCAAUUAUACUUAGUUGGCUUUAUUAUACAAAACCUGUCGAUAAUUAUAAUUGUCCAACGCAUUUUAAUUUGUCAUUAUCAUUGUCGUUUGACGAUGAUGACAAUCAAAAUUGUAAUCGACAAUACUAUCUUUGUUCACUGAUAUUUAAUUUUUUAUUAUUGUUUGCAUUUUCAUUACAAUCGUCCAUUCGAUAUCAUAUUGAUGGUAAACGAAAAGAUUUUUUCUAUUUAUUGUCUGGUUUAUCAUCAAUAUGCGUUACAAUUAUAUGGAUUAGUUUUUAUUUUUUUCAUUCAAAAACGUCCAUCUAUUUUACAGAAAAUUAUAUAUUAGCCUAUGGUCAAAUAUUCCUAGGUUAUUGUUUCUUGAUUCCAUUAUUAUUCGAACAAUUAUUUUAUAGAAAGCAAAAAUCUUCUCAUCAUAAUAUAUCCAAAAAACAUUUAACAUCACCAAUUACGACAAUACCACAAAUUUCUCAAUCAAUUGUACCAUUAAAUAAUCGUCGGAAAAUAUUCAAAUGCUUAUCAUUGACGAAAGAGCAACAACGUGCAUUUAUGGCCGCUUACGUCAAAAGAAAUUUAACAGCAUCAUGUGAAAAUUUAACAACAAUGACAACCACAACACGGUCAUCUUCUUCAUCUACUAUAUCACCAAAAGUUGUAAAUAAUGUUAUCGUUGGUUCACCCGUUCUAUCAUUGUAUGAUAACAACGAACUUGAACAAGAUAAUUUCAACGAUAUUCAAUCAAACAUAAAUCGAAUAACACAUCGUCAUUACCUUUCUCGUCGUUCAUCGGCAAGUAGAGACAGCGUCGAUAGUUGUCCAACAUUCAAAAGUACAAUAUCAGAUCAAUAUAAUCAACAACAAACAGGUAGAAAGUCGAUUGCAACAUAUUAUUUACAAAAUGAACCAACACCAAACACACUGGGUACGAAUAUAGGUGGUGACUAUAAUUUUUCUGUAAAUGAUAAACGUCUUUUAUUGUUAUCAUCUGUUUCGCAAAAUAACGAAAAUGAUCAACAACCGCCAAUAGAAACUUGUCUUCUAAAUUCUCCCUUACAAUCACUGACGAAUACAAUCGAUACAAAUACAUCAAGUUCAAAGAGCGAUGAAGAUAAUCGAUCAUUGAUUCAUUCAAACAUAUUUCGUCAAAAUUGGGAGUUAAGACCAAGAAUUUAA
Didymodactylos carnosus is the source of this 1596-nucleotide messenger RNA. Lineage: Eukaryota; Metazoa; Rotifera; Eurotatoria; Philodinida; Philodinidae. The record is from the annotation of a GenBank genome assembly.